Messenger RNA from Ricinus communis (castor bean), 399 nucleotides. RefSeq lists its product as uncharacterized. Gene Ontology annotation, molecular function: nucleic acid binding. NCBI's taxonomy places the organism in Eukaryota, Viridiplantae, Streptophyta, Magnoliopsida, Malpighiales, Euphorbiaceae. Bases 1 to 399 code for a protein of 132 amino acids. Gene Ontology annotation, biological process: DNA integration. The record is from RefSeq and is a predicted model, not a curated record. The transcript has a single exon.
AUGGAAAAAGAUUUUAUAGCUUUAGUAAGGAGAUAUUGUGAGUUUCAGCUCUACAGUGACUUGAGUCAUAUAUACGCAACUGAACUUUGUAAUUUGAUGUCUUUGUGGCCUUUUGCAGCUUGGGGAAUCAAUAUCAUUGGGGAGAUAAAGCCUCCUUCAAAUGGUCACAAGUUUAUAGUUGUAGCGAUCGACUAUUUUUCUAAAUGGGUCGAGGCCGAGUCAUUCACUACUGUGAAGGUAAAGAAAAUGGCUAGAUUUAUAGAGAGUAACCUGAUCUACAGGUACGAGGUCCCGCAUCAUAUUAUGACGGGUAAUAGCAUAGAAUUCAUGGGUAAAACAGUAGACCUACUAACAGAAUACAAGAUCAAAUAUCAAAGGUCUUCUCUGUACAGACCUUAG